Drosophila simulans is the source of this 3588-nucleotide messenger RNA. RefSeq names its product transcription factor MafB (gene tj). Gene Ontology annotation, biological process: regulation of transcription by RNA polymerase II. Lineage: Eukaryota; Metazoa; Arthropoda; Insecta; Diptera; Drosophilidae. Gene Ontology annotation, cellular component: nucleus. Gene Ontology annotation, molecular function: DNA-binding transcription factor activity, RNA polymerase II-specific; RNA polymerase II cis-regulatory region sequence-specific DNA binding. The coding region runs from base 541 to 2067 and encodes 508 amino acids. The record is from RefSeq and is a predicted model, not a curated record. The transcript has a single exon.
AACAGUUAACAUGAAGGGAGCAGAGCAUCCAGAGCAGAGCUUCCAGAGCAGAGCCACCCUCCAGUCAGAUUCAGUCCGACCGUAGUUGAAACGGACCCGGAGUUCAGUCGCCACCGUUAACUCUUUCACAUUGGACGCGAAAAGCGCGUUCGCGAAAUUAGUGAGCAAAAUUGGAAAGAGAGCGAGCUUACAAAUGAAUUAAGCCCCAAAGUGCGGAAAGUGAUCGCUUUAAUAAAAGCAUACUUACAUUUUAAAUCAUAAGUAAUCAAGCCAAUCUUUUAAAACGAAAUCUAACAAACCGGCAUCGAAGUAAAUAUCUGAUAGAUUCUGGGGUAAACCCAAUAAAACGUAACCUAAAUCCUGAGAUCAAGAUAAAACUAAGCUGAACCGCAGGCCAAAAGUGCCAGUGCCUGGUUCCGUGACCCCCGUUCGCGUAGUUGCCCUUCGAGACCACCCAGUAACCACCACCCACCAAUCAGCACGGGCACUCCCUUGCAUGUGAGACCCGUAAUCGACCCUCUCCGGUCCCUGGUCGAUCCAAUGAAAAUGGAAGAUCCCACCAUAAACGACACGUACGUUCAGGAGUUCGAUCUGCACCACCUGGAGGUGGGCGGAAAUGCAGCUGGCCAGGCGCAUGGAGCCGGCGCCGCGUCCCAGGUCACGACCUUGGGCCAUGUGAAGCGCGAGGAUCACAGUCCGCCGCAGCCGGUGGCCGUUAAAUGGACGACGAUCCACGGCGAUCCCACGAAUCCGGACGAUGACCCGGACUCGCUGCCGCUGUCCGGACCAGAGCCCGCCGGAGCAGUGGAGGUCUCGCCAUCGCCGCACAUCAAGCUGAGGUCCUUCUCCGGCCACCACCAGUGGCACAUGGACGAACGGCGCCUGCAACCGCUCUCUCCGCCACCAGAGCAGUAUGGUCCGCUGCCCGGACAGGCGAUUCUGGUGAACACAUCUUCGGGAGCGGGCGUUCCGGGCGGAGUGCCCUCAACGCCGCCAGAAACGCCACCCGUAGUGGGCUCGCCCACGGGGAGCAGCAGCUGCCCGGCUCAGACUUACGCACACCACUAUGCCAGGACACCGGGAAGCUCCGUAUCUGUAUCCGCCUCCGCCGCCGCCGCAGCUGCUGCCUCCGCCGGAGCAGCGUCGGUGAGUGCCGGACUGAGCCACGACAUGAUGUGGCUGACCAACUCGAUACGGGCGGACCAGCAACCGUUGGAUCUGCGCCCUUUGCCCUAUCCGGGCUCCCAGGAGGAGGCGGAGGAGUGGGACAGACAGCGUGACUACGCCUUGCAGGCGGCGGCAGCUCAUCACCACCAUCACGGACAGCCGCUGAUGCAGGCACAGCAUCAUCCGCAUGGACACGGCGGUCAUCCCCACCAGGUGAUGCUGCAGCAGAGCAAGUAUCCGCACCACCAUCACCAUCACUUCCACAAUCUGGAACUGACGCCCAUCAACAUGCACUCGAAUUCGUACGGUAGUGCUUCUGGUGCCCUGACGCCCACCUGUCUGCCCCAAGUGCCCAGCAAUGGGAGUGGCAGCAGCGGAGGCGGAGGAGGCAGUGGAAGCGGUGGACCCGGCAGCGUGGGUGGCGGCUCCUGCGUCAUCACACGGGCUGCCCUCCAACCCUGCCGCCCGCUCUCUGCCAGCUCGACCAGAUCCUCGAACAACAUGUCGCCCAGAACCUGUUCGGGUGCCUACAGCAAUGCCACGCUGGAGGAUUGCCUCAAUGACGACAUGCUGACCACGUUGACGGUACGGGAGCUGAACAAGCGGCUCCAUGGAUGCCCACGGGAGGAGGUAGUACGUCUGAAGCAGAAACGACGCACCCUGAAGAAUCGCGGCUAUGCCCAGAACUGCCGGUCCAAGCGACUCCAUCAGCGCCACGAACUGGAGAAGGCCAACCGUGUGCUCAACCAGGAUCUGCACCGCCUGAAGCUGGAGUACUCGAGGGUCUGUCAGGAGCGGGAUGCCCUCAUGCAGCGUCUGCAGCGGGCGGCAAAUGGUGGAGGCGGUGCAGGAGGUGCAACCGCCGGCGAUAGCCAAAGCUCUCCGGAAUUCUACCUCUGACGCCAGUUGGCGGUGGCCAGCGGCUCCUCCGCAUCCUCAUCCUCCUCCUCGCAGCAGCAGCAGCACCACCAGCAACUUCAUCUCCAGCAUCGGGGUCCACAGUGGAAUCCCCAGCAGCUGGUCAACUAAGUAGAGAGCGUUCCGAGUUUAAGGUACUUUCCCAAGGAGUUGGUCAUUUCCAAGAGCUUUUCCUAGACACAAUGUAAGGUAAAUUGGUUCGAUUCCAAGAAUGUUUUCCAAAUAGUCUCCACUCGAAAGAACAUGUUUUCCAAAAAGAGUUUGUUAAAGUGUUUCCAAGGGGUUAGGUGUCAGAAUUCCAAUUCUGUUUGUUAUACAUUCAAAAUGAUUUAUGUUAUACCACGCGUUAUUGUAAGUUUAUCCCUAUUUCUGUGUAUUCUUAAAAAUAAUUUAGUAACUAGGUUGGAUUUUCAAGAGAAGUGCAUUCCCAUUACCACCACUGUUGAUAUUUAUUUGCGCGAUUUAGAUAACAAUAGGUCACUACAUUAAGCACAUUUUCCCUCAUUAAUUUAAAAACAUUUCCAUUUAAUCAAUAAUGCUGAAAAAUUAAACGGUUUUCGGAGAAUUCUGUUUAGCUAUGUUACUAUGAAAUUUUUUAGGGGUCUUUUUGAGCGUUUAAUUCGUCAUUAUUCUGAUUGCGACAAUAAAUUCCGAUGAAUAUCAGUUUGAGAACUUGGAAAGUGAUCGACAGAGAUUGAGAUAGAUGAGAUAGAAAGUAAAGUGAGAGAGAGAGCGUGUUUGGAUGGAACUUUUGCUGAUUAUCAGUCUGACUAAGGCAAAGAUCGAUUAUAAAUAAAACUAAUUGGAACUCGUAUGUAUAAAGGACAAACAUUGUAUAAACCCAAGGAACAAAAACAAAAAGGUAAAUUAACUAGCGGCUUCUGAUUAUCAAUCGCUACAUUAUUACAAAGUACGAGUUAGUAACACACGCUUAUUUGUUGAUUAGUUCUAGCCUUAGUUUCCCUACUAGUAUUAAGCGAAACAGAAGCGAAUUAUAAUAUCAUAGAUGCGAUAGUUGUUCUAGAGGCCGUGUUUCCCCUUCCUAUCACAUCCCUUUCCACUUCCGUUUCCGCGUUAGCCACACCCCCGCAAAAAUUCCAACCCUUCAGUAGCAAUACAUCUAAUAAAACUAAAGGUUGUAUUAAGUUAAAACACCGAAAGCUGGAAGAACCGAUGUAUAAAGUGAAACUGGAUGGAAGCGAUGAACAAACUCAACUGAAGUAAACUAAAAAACUAACAAAGUCCUAUACAAUUUAAUGAGCACUGAAAAUGACGAUGGAAAAUAAUGUACAUACACCCACACACUUACGUAUAAAGAUGAAAAGAUGUAAAUUUAAGAUUUUUUGAAUGCAUUCAGAUUUCUGUCUUUGUGAAACUAGAAGAAACACACGCGAAUACUGAGCCGGUAAAUUAAAGAUUAAUUACUAACUAAAAACAAUUGUGAGUAGUUGAUAAGUGUGCAUAAAACAAUUUAGUAAUAAAUAAAUCUAAAUUAAUGAAUAA